Cladocopium goreaui is the source of this 3168-nucleotide messenger RNA. The record is from the annotation of a GenBank genome assembly. Lineage: Eukaryota; Dinophyceae; Suessiales; Symbiodiniaceae.
AUGCCGGAGCCGAACACGUCCGCGGUGGGAAUCGACCUCGGGAGUUCCAGCUGUCGCAUCGGUCUAUGGCGAGAUGGUGACGUCCUCAUCGUGCCCAACGAUCGAGGCUGUUUAGCCACGCCCAACUGUGUUGGCUUCAUGGAUUUCACUUCCCCUGUGGUGGGGGAAGCGGCCACGGAGCAAGCGGCGCAUAACUUGGCCAACACCGUCUUUGCACCGCAGAGAUUGCUGGGAGCCAGUUACGACAGUCCCUGGGCUCAACGCCUGCGCAUGAGCGGGCCGCCGGAGAUCGUGCGCGGGGACGAUGGCUCGGCGAUGUAUCGCGUGCGCGACCGGGGGAAGGUGAAGAUCUUGGAACCGGGGGAGAUCUUGGCGAUUCUGUUGCAACAGAUGAAGAGGCAAGUGGAACAAUGUUUGGGGGUACACGUGAGAUCCGCGGUUGUAACGGUGCCAGCCAAGUAUGGUCGACAGCAGCGAAAAGCCCUAGAAGAAGCGUGUCGCAUGGCACAUCUGGAGGUGUUGGCACUGGUGAAAGCGCCAUCCGCCGCAGCGAUCGCCUUCUCCUUGACCAAUCCCCGGGAAACUCCGCGGGAAAUUUUGGUCCUGGAUUUUGGCGCAUGCUAUUGCGACUUCUGCUUAUUGACCUUGCGGGGAAAGAGUCUAUACGAGAGGGCUGUGGGAAGUGAAAUCAUCGACCUGGACUCUCUUUUGGUCAAGUUCUGUUUGACUGACAUCAAAAUUCGGCUGGGCGUUGAUAUGAGUAAUGACUGGGUUGCCGUCCUGAGACUCUCCAUGGCCUGCGAGAAUGCCAAACGUAAGCUCUCGCAAUGGAAUCAAACACGCGUCAAUGUGGAAGCGUUGGUGCAAGGGAACGACUACUGCGUGGCAAUGUCCCGCAGUUAUUUCGAAGAGUUCUGCAGUCGGGAUAUCGACUGCCUAUUGGAGAUCUUCGACAUUUGCCUCGAGGAAUCCGGACUGGAGAGGAACUCUGUGGACGUGGUGCUGGUGGGCGGCUCCUCCCGGAUCCCGCGCUUCCGUCGCCUGGUGAAGGACUUCUUCCGAGGCCAACCCCCCAGCGAGGUGCUGCGUCCGGACCACGCGGCCGUGCUGGGGGCGGCCGUCUAUGCGGCUGCCCUGGGGCACCUCGUUGGGAGUGACAGCCAAGAUGACUUUUCAGUGGAUGCAGAGGGGCAGCUGCCUGGGAAGAAACAACCCGAGGCCGUGAGUACUGGAGGCAUCUACAGCUUUGAGGGCUUACAAUUGGAGGAGAUUAUGCCCUGGUCCACCCUGGAGGGCGGCGUUUCGGGCGACGAGUUCUUCACCUUUGAUGCACCGGAAAACGAGGCCUUUGGGUUAGCCAAGCCUCCUAAGGAUGACGACCCGCCGAAUCUUCAUGUGGCAGAGAAUCCGACGCUUGUGGCUUUGAGGGGCGUGAGAGAAACCUUGAGCACGGUGCAUGCCGAGAUCUUCCGCAAACUGGAUGAUGAAAUCCGCCAGCUGCGGCCGAUGGAAACGCAAUCCAUUGAGCUGGUGGGUUCUCCGGGCUCUCGUGGCCCACUAUCUCCUGUGGAGAGAUUCUCGGGAGAGCGACGGAGCGUGACCAUGCAGGAGCAUGCAUCACCUCUGGCUUAUUCGGUGGAAGAUCGGAGUUUGACCGACCGUCCACGCCCACCUGGUCAACUGGGAGAGGACUUGGGUACCAGUGUGGUCCCGGCACAGCCACGAAGCAGAACCGAUCCGAAAGCUUUCCUACCGUCGCUGUCGAAGAAACAGAAGGGCCGCAACUACUUCCGGUCCCAGGCCGCGCAGGACCUUUGCUCCCCACGACAAAGUGACCGAGGAAGCGAGAUGGGCAAGCGCCAGAUUCUACGCAGUCAGGAGAAAGAUCUGCCCUGGCGAAAAUCGCUGGAGGGCAACGGCAUCUUUGGUGGGAUGCGCUCCCAGUUCUCCAUUGAGUCAGUUCAAAUGCACGCCCUGACCUCAAUGGCCUUCGAAGAGAAGGCAGACAACAGUUGUGCCAAAAUCGUGAGCCACCCGCACUUCGACCGCUUCAUGAUGUUGGUGGUGAUCUUGAAUUGUAUCGAGAUGGCCAUCAGUGUGGAGUUUGGACGUGACGAGACCAGGGCCGACGCGGUUCACACGGCGCUGCUGGUGUCUGGCAACGUGUUUUGUAUCACGUUCUUGGUUGAGAUAUGUCUCCGAUGGAUGUCUUAUGCACGUUGCGUGCGGGCCCUGCAGGAUGGAUGGUUUCUCUUUGACUUGGCUCUUGUUUUGCUGAUGAUGUGGGAGACCUGGGCUAUGCCCUUUGUGGUGGUCUCCGACCACAACGACGUCAGCGGUGCUUGGCGCAUGGCGCGGAUUCUACGGGUUUUGCGCACAGCGCGCAUGGCCAGGUUGGUCCGAUUGAUUCCGGAGUUGAUGAUUUUGAUCAAAGGGAUGAUUGUGGCUUGUCGAUCGGUCUUCUUCACGCUCAUGCUUCUGCUGAUCAUCACCUUCAUCUUCAGUAUCGCUUUUCUGGAGCUCAGCUCACACACCCCUUUGGAACAGGAGUACUUCCGAUCGAUUCCGGAUGCCAUCGUCUCAUUGAUCCUGCACUGCAUCGUGCCGGAUCAAGAAGUCUUUUUCAAAUCCUUGGCAGAAGAAAGCUGGAUCCUCGGGGUGCUGGUCCUGUUAUUUAUUCUGCUUGGUUCACUCACCGUCAUGAAUAUGCUCCUGGGGGUGUUGGUGGAGGCUGUAAAGACUGUGUCAACCAUUGAGCAGGAGCAGAUGAUGGCUGACUUCGCUCGGAAAGUUCUGUGGGGCUUGAUUCAAGAUGACACGGAGAUGCAGGAAGUUGACUAUCAGCAGCGGAUGAUCUCCGAAAAGGAGUUCAAAUCCCUACUGCGGAAGCCCAGGGCUGUGACAGCACUUCUCAAACUUGGCGUUGAUGCCGGGGCUGCUCUGGACUAUGGCAGAAUGCUGUUUGAAGAUGAUGAAUCGGUCUCUUUCGUGGAGUUCAUGCAUGCAAUGCUCACUCUACGGGGUUCCAAUAAAGCAACUGUCAAAGACAUUGUGGAACUUCGCAAAUACAUCGGAGAAGAGUUUACUCAGAUCCGAAGUGUCCUCAGCGAACUCUGUACCUUUAUUGGAGACACCUUGUGGACGUCUACUGAUCGAUUUAAAGCGUGA